This is a messenger RNA of Myiozetetes cayanensis, 935 nucleotides long. RefSeq names its product chromosome transmission fidelity factor 8 (gene CHTF8). Bases 108 to 419 code for a protein of 103 amino acids. The transcript has 3 exons. The record is from RefSeq and is a predicted model, not a curated record. Gene Ontology annotation, cellular component: Ctf18 RFC-like complex. Lineage: Eukaryota; Metazoa; Chordata; Aves; Passeriformes; Tyrannidae. Gene Ontology annotation, biological process: mitotic sister chromatid cohesion.
CAUGGCGUCUGUGGGGCCCACGGGCAGGAGCUCAGCCUGGGCACCCCAGGGUAGCAGGCCCUGCCCCACGCCCUGCCUGUGUCUCUGCAGCUCCCCCAGGACCUGACAUGGUGCAGAUCGUCAUCUCCAGCAGCGGCGCCGGGCCCCUGGCACAGUGGGUGCUGGUGGAGCUGCAGGGCGAGGUAGAGCCCCGGCAGAGCGGGAGCCUGGCCGGGAGCCUCCUGGGAGAUCUGCACUACACUUGCGAGGUGGUGCAGCUGGAAAAGCCAUUUGCUGUGCUGGUGAAGCAGGCAGGAGCCCCCCAGCCCAGCCCUGGGGAGCCACAGGGACACUACACCGUCACCGCCCUCAUCAAAACCAAACUGCUCUUCAAAACCCGCCCCAAGCCCAUCAUCACCCACGUGCCCAAGAAGGUGUGAGGGGGAUGGAUGGGGGCUGUGAACUUCAUUCUGCUGCUGGGAAGAGCAUCAAGGACUGAGAAAGAUCCAGGACCUCAUUCCUGUCCUGAACAGGGAACGCUGAGGGUGCUGAGUUCUGUGUCUGGGCAUCCAGAGCCCUUCCUGGGUCACUUGUCCCCUCAAACUGACUCUUAUUCUGAGAGCCACAGACCAUGUGGGUCUCUCCAGGGGACCUGGUUCCUGAGGGGCAGGAACCUGCCCUGAGCCCAUGCAGGGGUGUCCUAUCUAGGGGCUGCCCUCAGUGCCUGGACUCAGCAGUUCUCGGAGACUCACAGAGGUGGCAGGGUGGAGAAGUCCCCCUCUACCCCUCCCUGCAUCUGCGGGGACACCAGUGCCAGACAGGGACUCAGCCCCAAUCUCCCUCAAAUCAUGGCAGAGGGACCAGGACCCCUCCCCACGACACAACACACAUCUUUGAUGCGAGUCUUUAUUCCCCCAACUCCAUCAGGAUAUAAAAACCAGUUUUUUCCCCUAAAA